Penicillium maclennaniae is the source of this 939-nucleotide messenger RNA. Its product is annotated as inositol phosphosphingolipid phospholipase. Gene Ontology annotation, cellular component: cytoplasm. The record is from RefSeq and is a predicted model, not a curated record. Gene Ontology annotation, molecular function: sphingomyelin phosphodiesterase activity. NCBI's taxonomy places the organism in Eukaryota, Fungi, Ascomycota, Eurotiomycetes, Eurotiales, Aspergillaceae. The transcript has a single exon. The coding region runs from base 1 to 939 and encodes 312 amino acids.
AUGGCUUCCAUUCCCAGUGAAGCUCCGAAUGACAUUCGGAUCUUGACUCUCAACUGCUGGGGACUGAAAUACCUCGCCAAAUAUCGCCAUGAGCGUCUCUCCGAGAUUGGGAGGCAGCUAGCACUUGCUAAUCCGCCCCCGGAGAUAGUGGGCCUUCAGGAGUGCUGGACACAACAAGACUACGAGAGCAUUCGUGGCCAAACACAACAUAUUUUGCCAUAUGGAAAGUUUUACUUUGGAGGUAUCUUCGGUGCCGGCCUGGCUAUCUUGUCCAAAUGGCCCAUCGAGGAGAGCAGCAUGUACUGUUAUCCGUUGAACGGCCGUCCAACAGCUUUUUUCCGUGGAGAUUGGUUCGUGGGUAAAGGCGUCGCCUGUGCAAGAGUGCGAUUUGGCCCCGGCGUCGCCGACGUGGCUGAGGUGUUCUGCACACACUUGCACGCUCCGUAUGAGCGUGAGCCAAACGAUUCAUACCUAUGCCACCGCACUGCUCAGGCUUGGGAGAUCUCCAAGCUGAUGCGCGGCGCCGCCGAGCGUGGCCAUCUGGUCAUUGGAUUGGGCGACUUCAACAUGCUGCCAUCCUCGUUUGCCCACCGACUCAUCUCAGCUCAAAGCCCUGUUCGCGACGCUUGGCGCGAGCUGCACCCAGACUCAUCCGUUGGCGCCGCUAUCGACGCCGUGGAGAAAGCCAGGAAUCGUCCAAUUCCAACCGCCGAAUUCAAUCUAAUUGAGAAUGGUGCCACUUGUGAUGGUGCCUAUAAUACCUGGCGCUGGUCCAAACCUCUUCAGAAGCGUCUCGACAAGGGCGAAGAAAUCACAAUCGACAAAGACGGCGCAGACCCCCGUGCCAAACGUCUCGACUACAUCUUCGUCGGAGAUGGCGGUUAUGCACCUGAAUUCCCUCCCCGCGUUGGUCAGUCAAGACCGUCCAGGUCAGUAUGA